AACACCCCACGCAUGUCAGUCGUGCGUUCACCGUCCGUGUGCGAGUCGCUUUUUCGCGUUUCGGGAAAAGUAUAUAUACGCAAACACACGUAAAUAGCGACGCGACUGCCGUACAGCGCGUUGACGAUUUCGAAAAUUUUUGUUGUCACAGACACACUAUAAUAUUAUAGUAUACUCCAAUAUCGAUCCUUUCACCGUAUUUAUUCGUCGAUUCGAUUCGAUUGUUUUUUGUGUUUCUGCGAUUAGUUUUCGAAUUUCAUCCCGAGUGCCGGCAGUCGUAUUGUGUCGCGUUUAUAUCUGCGUUCGGGUCAUACCCGCGAGCUUUUCAAAAUAUCAUAAUCGUCAUUUUAAAUCGUUUUCAUCGUAGUUACUUUUUGCCACAAUCUAUUAAACUAUACCGAGAUUAUAGCCCUGUGACAUUUCAAAAAAGCGAUAAAUUACGACCUCAUCGAUACCGGGACGAGACUUGGGGCGAGUUUGGGUUUGCCUGAAAUUGUACAGAUUACCUAUGUCAAAGUUCAAAGGAUUCCUAGUGCGAUGGUGGUUUGAAUAAUGUAUCAGUUGUACUGCAUUGUUGAGUAUGCUGUUUGAAGGAACUUUAAGAAACGACACCUUCUACAACGACAACAUUAGCUACGGAAAUAACUACAGUUUACACGAUGACCCGUGGGGCCCGAAGAGAGACCCGCUACCCGUCGUCGUGCCCGUCACGCUCAUCUACACGCUGAUAUUUGCCACAGGCAUCGUGGGCAAUGUGAGCACGUGCAUAGUGAUCGCCCGAAAUAAGUACAUGCACACGGCCACCAAUUACUAUCUGUUCAGUCUUGCCGUGUCCGACCUGCUGCUACUGUUGUCCGGAUUGCCGCAGGAAAUUUAUCAAACAUGGUCCAGGUAUCCUUACGUGUUUGGCGAGAUGUUUUGUAUCAUCAGAGGGUUUGCUGCGGAGACAUCGACGAACGCUACUGUAUUAACAAUUACAGCGUUUACUAUUGAAAGAUACGUUGCGAUUUGUCAUCCGUUUUUAUCACAUACAGAAUCCAAUCUGUCCAGAGCAUUCAAAUACAUAUUAAUCAUUUGGGUUGUAGCGUUAACACUUGCAUUUCCUCAGGCCAUACAGAUGGGACUUGUGUACGCUCACGAACAGGACGGCUCUAUCAUACCCGAGUUGUCCACGUGUGGGCUGGCCAACAAACUACCGUACGCAUUCGAACUGUCUUCAGUGCUGUUCUUCCUGGCCCCGUGGACACUCAUUAUCGUCCUGUACAUACUCAUCGGCCUCAAACUAUACAAAUCCAAGCGCGACUCGUCCAGGACAACGUGUUCGGCGCACUGUCGGCACACUGCGUGUCUGAGCUCCACCAAUACCAGAGCCACCGGGCGCGUAGUCAAAAUGUUAGUGGUCGUGGUGGUAGCCUUUUUCGUCUGCUGGGCGCCGUUUCAAGCACAAAGACUAGUUGCAAUCUAUGGAGACAUGAAUCGCGAGGACCAUUCGAGCACUUCGAUAAUCGAUGCCAAUGUCUAUCAGGUUCUGAACUACGUAUCGGGAAUUUUGUACUACUUGUCGGCUACCAUAAACCCGCUUUUGUAUAAUCUCAUGUCAUACAAAUUCCGGACUGCGUUCAAAGAAACUUGGAGAUCUUGCAAAGGAGCCAGUGGUAUAAGUCCAGAUCACGGUAUGCCCAACCUGGACUACAAAUGGCAGAGACACCACAGCCAUAGCAGAAGUUUCAGCAGUAGUCAUUUUGACGAGGUGAAUUCGAUGAAACGACUGAUGACUAACAAAUCCUGGCAACCUACGAUAGUAGCGAUCAACGAGACCAGUGACACGGGAACGUCGUCGGCCGCGGACAAGACGUUGCGGUUUCCACGUAAAAUGAUCUUUAGCAAACAAGACGCUAUCAAAGAAAACGGCACCGCGAUGCUGGAAAACGGAAUUACCGUUGGUGUGUUGACAAACAACAACAGGACAACCACGAUGCUGAUGACGCCGAAUUAAAUUUAGUGUUCCUAUUUAGCGUUACCUGACCAAGAUAAUGUUACAACCAGAAAUGCUCAUGAAAGAUAUUAAAACCAAAGAUUGGUACUUGGUUGUUAGUGGAGGCAAUAGUUAAGCCCAUUUCCAUAUACGAUUGCAUCUCCACACUUUUAAUUUAUUUCCUCUAUUCAAUUAUUAUACGUUAAGGAAAUUUGCAUUUCCCAGUCGGUUCAAUAAUGUUGUAUCAACACACUUGGAAUCCUAAUUAAUUCCACGUGGACGACAACUGGAAGAAUACGAUUUGAAAAAUAUAUAUUAUAAAAAAAAAAAAAAAAAUUAGAAACAUGAUAAUAGCACUCAUGUAGCUGCUCUAAUCAAGUUUAUAACAUUUCAAAAAUAAGGAGUAUUUAAAAAUAAUAAACUCGGUUAUAUUAUUAUUCUAUUGCAUGUUUUUUAGAAAGUCCUAUGUGAAGUAUUUAAAAUAAAUAACAUAAAACUAUGAAUUUGUCACAUUUCCAAUUGUGCUGCGACAGAUACUUCUUCUAUCCCUCGAUACGCAUUAAAUCCUCGCUUUUAUGUGUAUAAAGCACUUUUAUAUUGUAAAUAACAUAUUUAGAUUAUUUCCAUUGCUUGAAGCAAGUGAAUAAAACAUUUUAACAAACAAAAUUAAAAAUAAAUCUUCUUAUUGCGGUUACUUGUUAACCGCGGCAAUCACUUCUAUUUCGACUUUGGCGUCCUAUAAAAAUAAAAAUACAAAAAGAUUAAUCAUCACAUAAUUUAAUAGCCCAAGUGACACGAAUAUAAUUUGGUGACUUUAUUGACCUCCGAAAAAAAGGAAGCCACAAGUGUUCUCAUAUAAAUAAUGGCAAAAAAAACAUGAACUACACAUAAUUUAUCACAUCAAUGGUGUCUUAAAGUCAGUUUUGUUUAAUACUUACCAAAGGCAAUUUGGCCACUUGAAACAUUGCUCUAGCCGGAUAUGGCGGCACAAAAACUAUUAAAGAGAAAAUAAAGAAACAAAUUAUUGUUUUUAAUCAGUACUUAGUGCUAUCUAUUUUGAAAUUCAAAUGAGUCCGCAUAAUUACAUUGCUUGUAAAUUUCGUUCACCGUUGGGCCGUCUUUUAUGUCAGCUAACAAAACCGUGGUCUUAACGACUGGAAAUAAUAAAAAUAUAUACACUUAUAAGAAUUAUCAAACAUGUUACCGCCAAAAUAAAGGGGUCUCUUUUCGGUUUUUUACGUAAUCACAAGGAUGACUGUAUUCAAGAUAAAUAAAUUCACCCUUAUUUAAACAAAAUAGUUUUGUUUAAAAAUGUAACUAUUAUUUUUGUGUUAUUGUCUACCUAAGUGUAUUGAAUAAUUUAUAAAUAAAACAAAUUUUAUUUGA
This is a messenger RNA of Rhopalosiphum padi (bird cherry-oat aphid), 3361 nucleotides long. RefSeq names its product pyrokinin-1 receptor-like. The record is from RefSeq and is a predicted model, not a curated record. The transcript has 9 exons. NCBI's taxonomy places the organism in Eukaryota, Metazoa, Arthropoda, Insecta, Hemiptera, Aphididae. Gene Ontology annotation, molecular function: neuromedin U receptor activity. The coding region runs from base 581 to 1996 and encodes 471 amino acids. Gene Ontology annotation, cellular component: plasma membrane. Gene Ontology annotation, biological process: neuropeptide signaling pathway.